Molecule: messenger RNA, 2001 nt
Organism: Sporothrix brasiliensis 5110
Lineage: Eukaryota; Fungi; Ascomycota; Sordariomycetes; Ophiostomatales; Ophiostomataceae
Product: Mst3-like protein kinase
Exons: 3
Coding region: 1-2001 (666 amino acids)
Biological process (GO): protein phosphorylation
Molecular function (GO): protein kinase activity; ATP binding
Source: RefSeq, a predicted model, not a curated record
AUGGCCGAGAGCAUCGCGAACCACUACCAGCCACUGGAGGAGCUGGGCCGUGGAAGUUUUGGUGUCGUUUACAAAGCACUUGAUCGGGCAACAGGCGAGACCGUUGCUCUGAAACUGAUCGAUCUCGAAUCCAGCGACGACGAUAUCCAAGAGAUCCAGCAGGAAAUCUCCGUCCUCAGCACCUGCGCCAGCCCAUACGUCACCCAAUACCGCGCAAGCUUUCUCCACGGCCACAAGCUAUGGAUUGUGAUGGAAUACCUCGGUGGCGGCUCCUGCCUCGACUUGCUGAAGCCGGGAAACUUUGCCGAGAGCCAAGUUGCAAUCGUCUGCCGAGAGUUGCUGCGCGGCCUCGAGUACCUACACAGUGAGGGCAAGAUCCACCGCGACAUCAAGGCGGCAAACAUCCUUCUCUCCGAGACGGGCAAGGUCAAGCUGGCUGACUUUGGUGUCGCCGCGCAACUGACGGACCUCAAGUCCAUCCGCAACACGUUUGUGGGCACGCCCUUCUGGAUGGCCCCCGAAGUCAUCCAGCAGGCUGGUUACGACUUCCGCGCUGAUAUCUGGUCACUCGGCAUCACGGCGAUCGAGCUUGUCCUGGGUGAGCCACCACACGGCAAAGUGCAUCCCAUGAAGGUGCUGCUCCAGAUUCCCAAGAACCCGCCGCCACGCCUCGAGGGCAACUUCAGCAAGGACUUCAAGGACUUUGUCGCGCAGUGCCUCAUGAAGGACCCCGAUCGGCGGCCUACGGCAAAGGAGCUGUUGAAGCACCGCUUUAUCCGCUCGGCUGGCAAGGUUGAGUCCAUGCAGGAGCUUGUGGAGCGGCGGCGAAUGUUUGAUGCCGACCAGCAGCACCGCGUCUCCCACCCUGUGUACUACCAGGAGACGCUCAACUCCCUGGCGCCAAAAGACGAUUCCGACGACUGGGUAUUCGAUACGGUCAAGUCUGUCGCUCCCGCACGCCGCACGAUCCGGUCGCGGAGGACGUCGGCACUUUACGCUACAGAAGAGCUCAUGCGCAAGCUGGACGUCAAGGACGGGCCUCUGCAGCCCAGCUCGCCUACUGCUACGGGCACCGUUCGUCACACUGGUACGGCCCGGCGCAUACCGUCCAAUGUGUCUACUGGCUCACCGCGGCGCACGUCUCUCGUCUCCAGCGGGGUUCCUGCCAUUCAGCCAAAACGGCCACUCCAGCCGGACAUGUCUUUCGGCAACAGCGGCUCCACCAUGCGUCUCUUCCGCCGCGUUCCCUCCGACGGCUCAAACAGCAGCCAGAUGGGAUCAUCCGAGCCUCCGUCCCCCGACUCUGUCUCCACCGCAACCACCAUAACGACCAACGAGAACCUGCCACCACAAGCCUUGUCGCAGCCGAGCUACUCAUCAUCGGAGCUGUCAAGCAAGGAAGCCACUCUCGGCCACCGCCUCUUCACAAAGAUUGUCGACCCCACGAUGGGUGAACUACACGCGCAGACUUCUACGCUACAGAAGCGCGAGGCGCUUGCCAAGCUGUCCGACGCAUUUGCCGUUUUGGAUGCGGUGGACCCUGAGGGUGCAUACCAUUUCAUGAAGAGCAUGAUGGCGGGCGUCGCAAACGACUCGCGCCUGAGCAGCGCCUUCCUCCCGCAGCAGUUUCAGCAGCCUAUUUCCAAGACACCUCAGGAUGGCACACCGCAGGGUACCGUUGUAAUCAAGAACGGCAACAGCAACCCAACCGUCCAGUCUAACAACAUUGUGCCCCCGCCGGCUCCGACAAAGCUGAUCCUUAGUCAGGCCAACCCGCAUUUGAAGAGCCACAGGCGGCGGAACGGCAGCAUUGUUCAAGCUGACACUCCGGUACUUGACAAGCUGCCCGAGAGAGACCUGCGUGAAAUGGAGAAAGCGCUGUUGCAGUCCAAGUUCCCGGGACGCGAAGCGACCCCAGGUAUGGAGCACUCGAAGCAGCUUUCCGACGUUCUCUACAGACGAUGGGCCGAGGGGCUCCGCCGGCGCUGGCCAGCUGUCUGA